UCCAUCACAGAUGAUGAAGAGCUGUGUGGCAAAGCAACAGCAUGGGCGAGAGAGCAUGCCAACAUCAAGGGCCAACCCAACAUGACGGUGCCUGGUUUUUGCCAGCACAUUAACAAUGAAAUAUUGCCUUCUAGUUUUCUUUCCCCAGGAUUUCCUAGAAAAAUUUGUCUGGAAUAUGCUAGAAAGGGUUGACACUGGGAAGAAAGGGGUUUACAUUGAUGGGCAUGAGAGACCAGAUGUGGUUCAAGAACGAGAGUUGUUUUUGCAGAAAAUCCAAGAUUAUGAGACUUCCCAUCUUCCCCCACCUUGUCCUUCUGAUUGCUUGCAUGUUGACUGUCCAUCUACUAGAGAUCACACUUUGAAACAGUUAGUCAUCAUAUGCCACGACAAAUCAGCAUUUCAAUCUAAUGAAGAUCAGACUUUCUCCUGGUUACAACAUGAUCAAAUUGUAAUUAAGCCUAAAUCAAGGAGGUCAGGCCGAAUGGUCAGUGAUUUUGUAGAUGAACAUUCUGGGUUUUUACGUCUUACAGAAGAAGAAUUUGAGAUUGCACGAGAGCAUUUUGAGGGCAUUACAAAAGAAGCUAGGGAGAUUAUUGAAUAUGGUGAAAAUAGAGAUGGUUUUUGGACUGGUGAGAAGUUUCUUAGCCAGGUCAAGAAAGCCCUUCUUAUUGCUGAGUUUAAGUAUCCUCGGGAGAAGUAUACGUUGCUGUGGUUGUUUGAUCAAUCGUCAAACCACAGAGCAAAAGCACAAGAUGCUCUUGUAGCUCAUAAAAUGAAUGUGAGACCGGGGGGUGAUCAACCUAGAAUUAGAGACACUAUUUAUCAGGGGAAGUUGCAGAAGAUGGUUUUUGAUGAUGGCACACCUAAAGGCGUACGAGUAGUUUUAGAAGAAAGAGGAAUCGAUACUAGUAGAAUGCUAAAGCAAGAUACGAUAGCAGAAUUAGGAUCACAUCAAGACUUUGCAUCAGAGUUGUCAACAGUAGAGCAUGCACAUUAUUCACGCAAGGGGUCACCACUGUCUUUUUUUUCCAAAGUUUCAUUGUGAACUCAAUCCUAUUGCGAGGGUAUGGGGGCAGGCAAAGCGGUACACCAGAGCCUACUGCAAUUAUUCGAUUGUCGGCUUAAGAAAAGCAAUGGUCCCUGCUCUAGAUUCAGUAGAUGUUGAUCUAAUUAGAAAAUAUUUUAGAAAGGCAAGAAGAUACAUGCGUGCUUAUAGAGAAGGAAAAACAGCAGGACAAGAAAUUGAGGAGGCUGUUAAGAAGUACAAAUCUCACAGAAGAGUGCAGAGGAAAAAAUAGAUGAUAUUUGUUAUGUGUAAUAGACAUUGGGUUGUGGGUUAGGUUCUUAUAAUAACUGUGUUUGUUAUGUGUGGCAUGCAUUCCAUAGUAUUAAAGUUGUACAUGUAGCAUAGUUUGUUGAAGAGUUGAAAUUCAAAUAUCUGGGCGAACAGAAUUGUGUGAAAUGUAUUAGUGUGCUUUGCUUGAUGUGAUAGAAGUAAUUAGUUGCUGUUUCAUAUAUAUCAUUUCUCUUGUAAUGUGACCCAAAAUGGGCCUCUAGGGCAAUGACACGAGAAAAGAAAAGUGUAAAUCGAAAAUCGCUUUUUACAGAUGUCUUUAGUGCAUUGUCACGUACAUGGUUGUGCAAAAUGGACUCUCAUGAUCGCAGAAAUAGCAAAGAAAUUUCCAAAACUAUGAAAUCCAGUUA
Molecule: messenger RNA, 1704 nt
Organism: Corticium candelabrum
Lineage: Eukaryota; Metazoa; Porifera; Homoscleromorpha; Homosclerophorida; Plakinidae
Exons: 1
Coding region: 116-1045 (309 amino acids)
Source: RefSeq, a predicted model, not a curated record